Messenger RNA from Pieris macdunnoughi, 1221 nucleotides. The record is from the annotation of a GenBank genome assembly. NCBI's taxonomy places the organism in Eukaryota, Metazoa, Arthropoda, Insecta, Lepidoptera, Pieridae.
AUGACAUAUUUUAAGCUUGUUUGCUACACUUUGAGUUUUAAAAAUGGUCUCCAUGGGUUAUCAACACAAUCUGUGCUGUUUAAAGUUUGUAAACGACAAUCAAUACAGCAUCUGGCCAGAAUAUCAACAUCUAAACAUGUUUAUAGUAACCCAUUGAUAAGUCAAACUCAAUCUACGAUAAAAAAGAAGAGUAAAAAUGUUCCUCAAGACACAAGGGUGUGGAAGGAGACCCCCACUCAUGAUGUCAAAAAUAACCUAGUCCAUUACUGUAUGAUGCUCUCCAAGUUUCGACUAACUUCCUUAGUUGUAAUGACAUCAAUGGCUGGAUAUGCUCUUGCACCAGCUCCAUUUGAAUUUUCGACUUUUGCCCUUUGUGCUGUGGGCACAGGUCUCGUUAGUUCAGCGGCUAAUUCUAUCAACCAGUACCAUGAAGUACCAUUUGAUGCUCAGAUGUCUAGAACUAAAAAUCGGGUGCUUGUUAAGGGUUUGCUAGAACCAGUGCACGCUAUAGGUUUUGCGGCAGCUACGAGUGCUACCGGACUCAGUAUAUUGUACUUAGGAGUUAAUCCUCUGACUGCUGCCCUGGGAGCAACUAACUUAGUGCUCUAUACAUCCAUAUACACACCCAUGAAGAGAAUGUCCAUUGUUAAUACAUGGUUGGGAUCUAUUGUGGGUGCAAUUCCCCCAUUAAUGGGCUGGGCAGGUUGUACAGGUUCCUUAGACAUGGGUGCGUUAGUGUUAGGCGUCAUACUAUACUCAUGGCAAUUCCCACAUUUCAACGCACUGUCUUGGAACUUAAGACCCGACUAUUCACGCGCGGGUUAUAGAAUGAUGGCGGUCACUGACCCAGCUCUAUGUCGCAGAGUGGCGUUACGACACACGGGUUUAAUAACCGCCAUUUGUCUGGGCGCGCCCUACCUCGGUGUUACCAAUGUAUGGUUCGCGGCCGAAUCGUUACCACUUAAUAUUUAUUUUUCGUACUUAGCUUGGCAAUUUUACAAGAAAUCAGAUAGCGGUAGUUCAAGAAAAUUAUUUAGAUUUUCACUUAUACACCUUCCCGCGCUGAUGUUACUAAUGCUCGUCAACAAGAAAUAUUGGAGUUCAGCGGAAACUCAAGAGAAGGAAUUCAAAACUCAAGAUUUAAAACUGGAUCCAAAGAGAAUAACAGUUUUACCGCGAGGGCCAGUUGUGGCCGCGCAAGAGGCGGAAGACAUACGAUAA